Messenger RNA from Procambarus clarkii (red swamp crayfish), 681 nucleotides. RefSeq lists its product as uncharacterized. Lineage: Eukaryota; Metazoa; Arthropoda; Malacostraca; Decapoda; Cambaridae. The record is from RefSeq and is a predicted model, not a curated record.
AUGUCCUCCAGUCAUGCCAUGUACUCCAGUCAUGCCAUGUACUCCAGUCAUGCCAUGUACUCCAGUCAGGCCAUAUCCUCCAGUCAGGCCAUGUACUCCAGUCAGGCCAUGUACUGCAGUCAGGCCAUGUACUGCAGUCAGGCCAUGUACUCCAGUCAGGCCAUGUCCUCCAGUCAGACCAUGUCCUCCAGUCAGGCCAUGUACUCCAGUCAAGCCAUGUACUCCAGUCAGGCCAUGUCCUCCAGUCAGACCAUGCCCUCCAGUCAGGCCAUGUCCUCCAGUCAGGCCAUGUCCUCCAGUCAGGCCAUGUCCUCCAGUCAGGCCAUGUCCUCCAGUCAGGCCAUGUCCUCCAGUCAGGCCAUGUCCUCCAGUCAGGCCAUGUCCUCCAGUCAGACCAUGUCCUCCAGUCAGGCCAUGUCCUCCAGUCAGGCCAUGUCCUCCAGUCAGACCAUGUCCUCCAGUCAGGCCUCGUCCUCCAGUCAGACCAUGUCCUCCAGUCAGACCAUGUCCUCCAGUCUGGCCAUGUCCUCCAGUCUGGCCAUGUCCUCCAGUCAGACCAUGUCCUCCAGUCAGGCCUCGUCCUCCAGUCAGGCCAUGUCCUCCAGUCAGGCCAUGUCCUCCAGUCAGACCAUGUACUCCAGUCAGACCAUGUACUCCAGUCAGACCAUGUACUCCAGGUAG